Molecule: messenger RNA, 1832 nt
Organism: Gasterosteus aculeatus aculeatus (three-spined stickleback)
Lineage: Eukaryota; Metazoa; Chordata; Actinopteri; Perciformes; Gasterosteidae
Gene: spryd7b
Product: SPRY domain containing 7b
Molecular function (GO): protein binding
Source: RefSeq, a predicted model, not a curated record
UCGGCCAGCAGUGGGGCUCGUGUAGCGCUGCUCUCUGUCGCCGCGCGUCGCUGUUCUCUCGCUUUGAUCCCCGAGGUGGUUUUUUUGUUUUUUGACGCCGGGCUCUCGGCGGUGUGACGGGGAGACGCUACUGUUUCCGGAUGUUACCCGUUAAGGCGCAAGAAUGGCCGCGAUGUUUACGUGUUGUCUCGGCUGCUGCGCAGACGGCGGGUCGGGGCACAUUCCCCUCAAAGAAAUGCCCAUUGUCCAGCUGGACACCCAUCACAUGGGCACAGAUGUUGUCAUAGUGAAGAGCGGUCGGAGGAUAUGUGGCACUGGAGGCUGCCUGGCCAACGCUCCUCUGCACCAGAACAAAAGUUAUUUUGAGUUUAAGAUCCAGUCCACAGGUGUGUGGGGAAUAGGUGUGGCGACACAGAAAGUGAAUCUUAAUCAAGUGCCGAUGGGCCGAGACACGAACAGCCUGGUGCUGAGGAGUGAUGGGUCCGUGUACCACAAUAAUGAAGAGAAGAAUCGCCUACCUGCAAACAGCCUUCCUCAGGAGGGGGACAUCGUGGGCGUCACAUAUGACCACGUGGAGCUGAAUUUAUAUCUGAAUGGAAAGAACAUGCAUUGUCCCGCCUCAGGGAUCCGAGGCACUGUUUACCCUGUCGUUUAUGUGGAUGACAGCGCCAUCUUAGACUGCCAGUUUAGUGACUUCUAUCACACAGCUCCACCAGGAUUUGAGAAGAUCCUCUUUGAGCAACAGAUCUUCUAAAGUAGCACGUCGGCCUCAGCCCUGCAACGUUGUCUCCCUCCCACACAUCUCGUUGCCACCUCUGUGACACUACCUGCCGCCCGAAGGCCUUUUUGUUUUGUUUCCCCCCGGUUCUCCUCCUCUGAUGAUUUGUCUCGAUCGACGUUGGGGUGUCCGUGAAGAAGUGGGGAUUUCUGAUCCGUGGUCGGCUGUGACUAUGCUGACGUUUGACUGUCCAAACCUUUACCUUGUAUCCGUGGUGACCGCUAUGUAUCUACUGCGACACUUUCAAUUGCUGCUUACGUUCUCGGUCUGUGUGUAGAUGUCAGACAGCGGCUGUAAUGGUAAAGCGCUCCCCUUCCUUUCAGGACGACAAGCCAUGUUUUAUUGACAGCGCGAUUCACAUCUUACUGAUUAUUAACCCCCGAAUGCCAUACUGACAUCUGAUUAUACAGCCUAUAUUUAUUUGUAUUUAUUUGAAUCGCAGACCAAAGUGAUUUAUUCUUUUUGGUAUGACAAAACAUUUAUUUGGCAAACCAGGGUUUGUCAACUGAAUAAUGAUCAGCUGGCAAUACUGACACAUCAGUCCACAAUAUCUCAUUGGGUUUUAUGUUGCCUUCUUUAAUUGGAAAAUGUAAUUUAAGUAGGGACAUUGUAACGCUUUUUAAAUUCAUGUCACUGUUGUAAUACACACUGACAUGGUUUAAAUACUAACCACAGUCCAAUACACAUUUAUGAGGACAGACAGGUUGACUAUUCAAAAUGAGUACGAUGAGAUGAUGGUGCUUAUUAAAUGAUCCACAUCAAUAGUUAUCAUCUGGAAUUCAAAACUACUUCAGACUAAAGACAAUCUCUUCUAUCCCCUAAUGUAUUUGUUCUACAUAUCCAAAUAUUACCCGAGCUGCUGCUGUCUGUCUCUGAUUAGAAGUACAUUGUUAGAAGUGUCAACCUUGUAUUGACAUUUCACAUCCGCUGCUCGAGUGUGACAGUUCACUAUUUCAAACGCGUAUCUUUAUUUGCACUGAUGUUAUUGUACAAGCAAAUCCAAAUAUUGCUGAUAAUUCAUUAAACCCUUCUGUCUGGAGGCAUGCCUUCGUCA